Messenger RNA from Penicillium concentricum, 1845 nucleotides. RefSeq lists its product as uncharacterized. Lineage: Eukaryota; Fungi; Ascomycota; Eurotiomycetes; Eurotiales; Aspergillaceae. The transcript is spliced from 2 exons. Bases 1 to 1845 code for a protein of 614 amino acids. The record is from RefSeq and is a predicted model, not a curated record.
AUGAAAUUUACCGCACGAACACCGCUGGCGCGGUUUCCGAUGACCGGGAAACUUUACCCAAUACUCAUAAAACAUCGCGGGAGAGUUAAGGCUCGACCGCAGCUCGUGAGUGAAGACCUACUAGAUAAUGUUGUCGAACGCGUAUCGCCUUACCUUCUCCGAAACCAACCGGUAGACAUUCUGGACCUUUGGCCUGGGUCUGGUCUGUUAUCAUCUAGAGUGAAUAACCUUGUUCAACCACGCCGUCAUAUACUUGUCGAACCAAAUCCAAACUUCAACCCUCUUCUCACUUCGGUUAUCGGGGAGAAGCCGUGUUAUAAGAUCGUCAAAGAAAGGAUAUAUGGGAAAUUUGACUGGUCUGAUUUCUUCGCAGAGCAUUUACCAGAACAAGGCCCUGAAAAUCGAGACAGCUCCGGGGUUAUACCAAAAAAUGAUACACUCCUCGUCCUGGCUAAUCUGCCUGAAGCUGUCAGUUCGAUUGAUCAUUUCAAACCCAGCCGCUGGUUUCUCAACUUCAUGAAUAGCUGCUUAAAACAAAGUGAACUGAACAUGUACGGGGCUGUGCGAGUACUUGCCACACUGCCCUUCAGUGAAGUCUCGGGCAUGUUACCGCGGUCCGUUAUGGAUCGCACACGAACUGGCGUAUUCGCGGAGACCAUAGGCUUGCACAACAUAGAGCUUGCUAGUUCAGCCGAAAAUGAACGUUCUGUUCAAUGGCGGGGUUUCAAUACCUUAAAAGACAACAGGAAACGUGUGGCCGAAAGAGCUGCAGCGCAUGGCAUUAUCACUCCGCCCACCAGAGAGCUUCCUGCUUUGGAAGCAGUGCCACAAGUUGCCCACCGUGGGAGAAAGGAAUCACCACAUCAGGUUCGACUGCGUACUCCUCUUCACAAGAAUAUCUUUGCGGCCAUCGCGGCAGCAGAAAAGUUGGGUAUCAAGUCAGCCUUGGAUACCACAGACCCCAAAGCCAAAGAUAUAUGUCGGAAGCGAGGAAUAGCACUCACACACCUUGCCAGAGACAAUACAGCGCAUUACUACCGGCAAAGGCUUGUGGACAUAGUACUUGAGAUUGACGAAGUGAGCCGGACAUUUGCACGUGCUGCUGCUGAUCCCAAGGAGACUGUCGAGGGGCUAAAGGCUCUAGAAGAUCAGAUGACAGCUCUCAAGUCGAGUUUUACCACUUUGUUCGCCGGGGUUCACUUCACCGUGUUGGAAAAAUAUGAACAUACAACCGAUGAUGCGCGGUUGACUACAAUCUCCACCAAUUUCGAUGAUGCGGUCCUGACACAUGACCGACGACCAUUUGAGCCAUUAUACAUCCACCCCGAUGAGAUUUAUCCUCGCGAAACCCCACUUGGAGUGAUAUAUUUCGAGGCAGACCCCAACCAGCCCAUUUUGAAGAAGGUCUUUGACCUCCCGAGGGAAACGGCACAAGAAGUCCUCGAGCGGUAUUUUGCACUGCUAGGCUGUGUAGGCUUCCGCGGUAAAAUGUCGGUCACCGAACUUCUUGAAACCCUUUUCCCAUUAGUGGCCAUCAAUGAUCAUGUGCGGGAUAUUCCAAGCCUUGCGACUUAUGCCAGAAGAAGCCUCAAGGCUGGCUAUGGGCCGAUGCCCUUGCCGGAUGGUUCGACGUCGGACCCAGCUUUCACCUAUCAGGAGAACGUGGACUAUGAUUUGAGUGAUGUUCGACUCCGCACUCUUUCUGCGAAUACCCUGCUUGAUAUUGCAAUCAAGUACGAGAACCUUCCGGAGAAGCUAGGUAUCAUUCCUUUCAGCCGAGCUCUAGGCGCAGCAUUGACUCAGGCUCAGCUCGGAGAGGAAAUUAUUAAGCCAAAGAUGCGAUAG